GUGCUCUGCUCUUCUUUCUCCUCUCACCAGAGCUGGACUGUCUUUUGGACCAGGGACUAAUCCGGACCAUCUGGAGACUUUGGGGCUCACUGGAACUACGACGGUGGACAUCUGGAUCCCUGACAAACUCACCUGUCAUGCCCUGGCGUCAUCCCGAAGUGGAGUCCCCCAGCAUGGAGCAGUACACCUGGGACGACCACCACUACGAGGGCUCGCUGUUCCCCACGUCCACCCUCAUCCCCGUCACCGUCAUCUGCAUGCUCAUCUUCAUCGUGGGCGUCACCGGGAACACCAUGACCAUCCUCAUCAUCCAGCACUCCAAGGACAUGAAGACCACCACCAACCUGUACCUGUCCAGCAUGGCGGUGUCUGACCUCAUCAUCUUCCUCUGCUUGCCCUUUGACCUCUACCGGCUCUGGAAGUACGUGCCGUGGUUGUUCGGGGAGGCCGUGUGCAAGUUCUACCACUACAUCUUCGAGGGGUGUACGUCGGCCACGAUUCUGCACAUCACGGCUCUGAGCAUCGAGCGCUACCUGGCCAUCAGCUUCCCCUUUAAAAGCAAAGUGGUGGUGACUCGGAGGAGGGUGCAGUACAUCAUCCUGGCCUUGUGGGGGUUUGCGCUGGUGUCCGCCGCUCCCACACUCUUCCUGGUCGGGGUGGAGUACGAGAACGAGACGCACCCAGACUUCGAUACGGGGCAGUGUAAGCACACGAGCUACGCCAUCAGCUCGGGACAGCUGCACAUCAUGCUCUGGGUGUCCACCACGUACUUCUUCUGCCCCAUGCUCUGCCUCAUCUUCCUCUACGGCUCCAUCGGCUGCAAACUGUGGAAGAGCAAGAGCGACAUGCAGGGCCCCUGUGCUCUGGCCCGAGAGAGGUCCCACAGGCAGACCGUCAAGAUCCUAGUGGUGGUGGUCCUGGCCUUCAUCAUCUGCUGGCUGCCGUAUCACAUCGGCCGGAACCUCUUCGCUCAGGUGGACGACUACGAAACGGCCAUGGUGAGUCAGAACUUCAACAUGGCGUCUAUGGUCCUGUGUUACCUGAGCGCGUCCAUCAACCCCGUGGUCUAUAACCUGAUGUCGAGGAAAUACCGAGCGGCCGCCAAACGCCUUUUCGUGCUGCAGCAGAGGUCCAGACAGGCCCAGCGCGGACAGAGGCCCCUGUGUGUGGUGGAGCACAUGACCGAGAGUCUCACAGGAGUCUGAAGGAUCUAAACACGCCGUCAUGUUGGAUUUGUGAUGGUUGGAGGUGGAAGCUACUAAAGCUGCUAACAUAGAAAUAGACAGGUUUAAUGUGGAUGCUAUGUACUGUAACUGAAUGACGGGGAAAAUACUACAUUUAAUGUUUUUCAGUUUUGUGAUAAAACAAUAUGAAGCAAAAAAUUAUGUACAUGAAGCAAAAAAUGAUGUAAAUUUACUUUCACGUUGGGUUUUUGGUGUGAUGUGUCUGCCAGUAAAGCUUAAAUGAAUUAUAAGGGGAAUCUUAAUUAAAUAUAUAUAUUUUUCAGACUGUACCCACUGAAAACUAGACUUUUGUGCAAUUUGUAAGUCGUUUCAUAACAAAAUUGUGAAUUCUAAUGAUGUUUAUA
Molecule: messenger RNA, 1588 nt
Organism: Boleophthalmus pectinirostris (great blue-spotted mudskipper)
Lineage: Eukaryota; Metazoa; Chordata; Actinopteri; Gobiiformes; Gobiidae
Gene: mlnr
Product: motilin receptor
Exons: 4
Coding region: 138-1205 (355 amino acids)
Biological process (GO): G protein-coupled receptor signaling pathway
Cellular component (GO): plasma membrane
Molecular function (GO): G protein-coupled peptide receptor activity
Source: RefSeq, a predicted model, not a curated record